UUGAAUUCAAGUGUUUUAAUCACUAAUCACUGUGUUUAUAUUAAUUCUCAUUAAGAAAAGGCAGAGGAAGAAGGGAACUCAAAAACCAAAAAAAGGUCCAAAUAAGAACAGAAACCUCUACAAGAAAGGACCAUGAACCUGGUUUAAUUCGACUCCUAAGGUCUUGUUUGGUAGUGCUAUAAACCCAACCAGAGAGGGAACAAUAUUCCAUUGCUCAUUUAUUUCUUCAUACGUGUCUGUUACCGGAAAAUUCAUCCUUUUUUCGCUCAUAACUUCCACGUUUGUCUUCGAUCACUAUCAUCUAACUCAUCCUCCCAACUGGGUUGUUGCUUUUCACCAAAAAAGCUUCCAUUUUUGCUCAGAUCUUCAUCUUCCUACCUUGUUUCUGUAAGAAAAAAAACAGGGUGAAAAUUUAUGGUCAUUGGUCACAGCGUAAUAUAGAGCUUCAGGCUAAGAUAAAGGUGCUGCAAGAUGAUUUAUGAAUUCGGUUUGUGUUAAGAGAUACAAUCAUUGCGUCUUCCCCACGCUGGAAAUUGUGCCUAUUGGAUUUGGCUUAUUUUGCUUGAAAAAAAAAGAAAAAAAGAGCUUAUCAUAAAUUUCCUCAAGAAAGAGAUUUUGAUUGUGGAGCUUUUUCUUAAUAAUAAUAAUAAAAUAAUUCAGAUAUGGGUUUUUAUUAGUUUAAAGCAUAUCUCUUUCUUGUACAAAGGAUACUUGCCAAUUGAUAAAUACUGAAGAACAGCUUGUGUAUAUAGUUUUAUGAACGUACAGUUACAGGAAUUCCAGCGUAAAUGGGGAUCAUUACUCGCAGUUCUACAAGUAGAAAACCAAGUGAAAUCAUGAGACUUAUAGUGACAACUUUUGUUGGAGUAGUUUUUGGCUUUUUUAUAGGAGUGUCAUUUCCAACAUUGUCAAUAACAAAGUUGAAUCUCCCAUCCGGCCUGCUUCCCUCCAUUGAUCUCUCAUACAUUGAAGACAAAUAUACAGCUCGCAGUGCUUGGUCUUUUAUGAAGAACAGUAACAAAAGUUCAUCAAUACACCAAUUAUCAAAUGAUACAUCAAAGAUUUGGGUUCCAUCAAAUCCAAGAGGCGCAGAAAGAUUACCUCCCGGCAUUGUUGAAGCCGAGACAGACUUUUAUUUGCGUAGAUUGUGGGGUAAGCCCAGUGAGGAUUUAACGUCCAAGCCGAAGUACCUUGUAACCUUCACUGUUGGCUAUGAUCAGAAAAAUAAUAUUGAUGCUGCUGUGAAAAAGUUUUCGGGGAACUUCACAAUCCUCCUUUUUCAUUAUGAUGGUCGAACAACUGAAUGGGAUGAGUUUGAAUGGUCCAAGCGGGCUAUUCAUGUGAGUGCUCGCAAACAAACCAAAUGGUGGUAUGCCAAGCGUUUUCUGCAUCCUGACAUUGUGGCACCAUAUGACUAUAUAUUCAUAUGGGAUGAAGACCUGGGUGUUGAGCAUUUUAAUGCAGAAGAGUACAUAAAACUGGUGAGGAAGCAUGGCUUGGAGAUUUCACAACCAGGCUUGGAACCUAAUAAAGGCUUAACAUGGCAAAUGACAAAAAGAAGAGGCGAUCGCGAGGUUCACAAAGUGACAGAGGAGAAACCAGGAUGGUGUUCUGACCCUCAUUUACCACCUUGUGCAGCAUUCGUUGAGAUUAUGGCGCCAGUGUUCUCGCGAGAUGCAUGGCGCUGUGUGUGGCAUAUGAUUCAGAAUGACUUAGUCCAUGGGUGGGGUCUUGAUUUUGCUCUUAGAAAAUGUGUUGAGCCUGCCCAUGAGAAGAUUGGAGUUGUAGAUUCUCAGUGGAUUGUUCACCAAGGUGUUCCCUCACUAGGGAAUCAGGGUGAAUCACAAACAGGGAAAGCACCAUGGCAAGGGGUAAGGGAGAGGUGUAGAAAGGAGUGGACCAUGUUCCAGAGUCGGUUAGCAAAUGCAGAAAACGCGUAUUACAAGUCCAUGACAAUUAAUUUGUCUAAUUCCACUGCUAAUUGAAGGGUCGACGACCAAAGUUGACUUGUACACAGCUACAGUUACCCCAUUAUGUGAUUUUCCUUUUUUCUCAUAAAAUGAAAUCUUAUGUAACAUUAGGUACAUGCAAUCACUGUCUAGAGUCCUAGCUAGGGGCCAAACACCACUUCAAUGUAGAAUUGAUGUGCUGAAAGUGAGUAAAACAAAUGAAGAAAGGUAAUAUUGCGGUGUAAUUGAGUUUGAAACAUGAUACCAAUGCUUGUAGGAAAUGAAAACAAAGAAGCUCGUUAGGGUAUAUUUAUUCCAAUGAGUAAUCCUAUUUUC
Molecule: messenger RNA, 2285 nt
Organism: Abrus precatorius (Indian licorice)
Lineage: Eukaryota; Viridiplantae; Streptophyta; Magnoliopsida; Fabales; Fabaceae
Exons: 16
Coding region: 789-1985 (398 amino acids)
Source: RefSeq, a predicted model, not a curated record